This is a messenger RNA of Tigriopus californicus, 1393 nucleotides long. RefSeq lists its product as uncharacterized. Gene Ontology annotation, molecular function: ubiquitin protein ligase activity. The transcript has a single exon. NCBI's taxonomy places the organism in Eukaryota, Metazoa, Arthropoda, Copepoda, Harpacticoida, Harpacticidae. Gene Ontology annotation, biological process: protein ubiquitination; ubiquitin-dependent protein catabolic process. The record is from RefSeq and is a predicted model, not a curated record. The coding region runs from base 124 to 1299 and encodes 391 amino acids.
GAAGUUGCAUCAAAACAUUUUUGAGUCUUCUUCGUGAAUGCCCAUGUUAUGGUGAAUGCCCUACAAGAAACACGUCAAUAGUCUCGAUGUAGUCUCCACAAGACCGUUUCAAGGUAUCCACACAUGAUGGCUAUCGACGUACUUUUGAGGAUUGUCAAUGGACUGGGCGGUGCCGUGACUCGAUCCCUCACCACUUUGAUUUCCCUCAAUCACCGCCUAUGUGAGGUCGUGGUUGGGUGUGUCUCAUGGGUUUUGGUCCUCUUAGGCUCUUGGAUGUCUUCCAUUCUUCUCGGGAUCCGGAUUUCACUCGAAGAUUUGUCUCUUUUCCUCUCGGAAUCCCUGGAAUCCUUGCUUUCCGUGGGCGAGUUUGUCGGUUUGACUGUCGAUCAUCUUUGUCAGACAUUGAUUUCUUGCUUUGGUGCCAUUCAGAAUGGAUUCGGAUUGAUGGGAAAAAACGUCCUGAAUCUGUACGAAACCAUGCUUCGAGGGAGUGGCCAAAUUUGGAGCGGCAUUGUUCAUUGCUCCAACCUCUUGGGCGCCAGUAUUAUCUUGCUCCUUCAAUUGGUACCCAGAACUGUGUCCAUAAUUCUCACCCAUAUGGGUCAGAGUCUCCAACGAGCUCUUGAGGCCUGUUUCCAGGUCUGCCAGCGAGUGGCAAUGGCUUUCAAAUCGACACCAGUGGAAAUGUUCAUUGGUCUCACAUCGGGGGUGAUGAUCUCCUAUCUCAGUUACCGAUUGGUCCGAAAACUUGUCCGAGACCACGAGAUCACGCCCCGAUGGCUGCUCGAAACGACUUUCCGGCUCACCCUUUUUGUGUAUAUUAAUUUUGUGCGAGGAGCCCUGGCCCUGAUCUUAGGUGUGGCUCAAGGUGUGUCUUUGGUCUUGUCGCAUAUGCAUGUCCCGCAAUUCCAUCAUGCCGGGGAUAGUGAUCCCGAUGAGGAGGAGGAGCCGGGUGCUUUGCCUUAUUCUUUGGACGAUUCGGACCCGGAGGAUCAAGAGCGACAAACGCGAAAACGGCGAAACUACGAUCGAUUGUUACUCAGACGGGAAGCCAGACUUCGGCGGAAUUUGCUCGAGGACGAUGAGGAUGUGGAGGAUCUACUCUUUGAGCAAGUGGAACGUGAGCGCGAGGACAAGUUGUGUGUGAUAUGCCAAGAUCAAGAAAAGUGUAUCAUGAUCCUGCCUUGUCGGCAUUUGUGCAUUUGCCAAGGAUGUCAAGGAGCCUUGCUGCAGGCUCAGAAUAAGUCUUGUCCAAUUUGCCGGAGGAUGGUUCGUCAAACCAUCAAAGCCUAUCUGUGACAAAAACUGGCGGAAUCUUGGUUGGCGAGAAUGUUACUUAUAGAUUUUGUACCUAAGCUCAUUAUAAAAGCCUAAUAAAAGAAUGUGUAUAGUU